Messenger RNA from Populus trichocarpa (black cottonwood), 937 nucleotides. Its product is annotated as auxin-responsive protein SAUR71. Gene Ontology annotation, biological process: response to auxin. The record is from RefSeq and is a predicted model, not a curated record. The transcript has a single exon. The coding region runs from base 230 to 640 and encodes 136 amino acids. Lineage: Eukaryota; Viridiplantae; Streptophyta; Magnoliopsida; Malpighiales; Salicaceae.
UUUUCUUUUCCUCUCUCUCUAUAUAUUCCUCUCCUCCUUCACCUCUCCCUACCCAACCCCCCGCCUCUCCUCUCUCUCAAGAACUCCCCAAUCUUCAAGCCUUCCAUAUUUCCUUUUACCAAUAACAAGAAAAGCCCACUUGCUCUUAACUAUCCCACUCCCCAUCUUGCAUAGAUUCUCUUAAUAUUUUCUUAACGUCGUCGACCCCAUUUGGAUCGAUCUUUUUAGAAUGAAGCAGCUAAUUCGCCGUCUCUCACGGGUGGCAGACUCUUCUCAAUACAGUCUUCUGCGCUCGAACUCUCAAUCCACCACGACUGCUUCUCGACGGAGAUCCGGCGGGUCGAGGUCGGCGCGCCGGCGAGGAUCCGACAAGCCGGUGCCGGAGGGUCAUGUGCCGGUGUAUGUCGGCGAUGAGAUGGAGCGGUUUACGGUGAGUGCUGAGCUCUUGAACCAUCCGGUUUUUAUAUGGCUUCUGAACAAGUCGGCUCAAGAAUACGGGUACGAGCAGAAAGGAGUGCUGAGAAUUCCUUGUCACGUGCUGGUUUUUGAACGAGUUAUGGAAUCUCUGAGACUCGGUCUUGAGUCAAGUGACCUUGAGGAUGUACUUGGCUCUUUGUUCACUUCUGAGGAUUGUUUGUGAAUUUAAUUACACGGUGGUGAUCAGUUUAUAUAUAUAUAUAUAUCUGGGGAGGUUUUUGUAGAUCCUUGAAAUGUAUGGAGUGAUGUUGGAAAUAUCAAGAGAUCGUUUUGCGGGUUUUUUUCCGUGUAAAUAUACCUUUUUCGAUCUUUUGUGGUGAUGAAGAAGAAGAUUGCAGUGAAGGGAGAAGGUGAAGCAGUAGAGAUAAAUUUUAGGUUUUAUUUUUCUUUUGAAUGUUACCAGAUGUAAAAACAGGGACUGAAACAGCAAUGGAAAAAAAAUAGAGAAUUACUUGUUUUU